Messenger RNA from Folsomia candida, 1544 nucleotides. RefSeq lists its product as uncharacterized. Bases 574 to 1065 code for a protein of 163 amino acids. The record is from RefSeq and is a predicted model, not a curated record. Lineage: Eukaryota; Metazoa; Arthropoda; Collembola; Entomobryomorpha; Isotomidae. The transcript has 6 exons.
CUGGGCGAGUCUUCUGAAAGCAAGUUUUUACGCAGGCAAGGCUUCUGCCUUGCCUGCACCUCUCCCAACAUAGUGUAGAUUGAGUGUGCGAAGAAUGGAAUAAAAUCUCUUCUUGUCUGAACAAGUCUCAUUUCGCCUCCACAAUUAUUACGCACCACAACGACCACGACGAUACACACCCCAUCUUCUCUUCCCACCCGAAUAGCCGAGUGAUGUGGGGUCAUUGCUGGUGAACCACACCCGGGGCUCAUCACAAUAUUUACUCAAAUAUUCAAAAAUACUUCAACCAGUCCCACAGGUCUAAACUUUGUGUGACGCACGUGUGCAAAUUAUUUAAUUGAUACAUAAGUUUUAAUGGGAGACAAUCAUUGUCCCCGUGUCACCAAUUAACCAAUCAAUACACAUGGGAACAAUAAAGGCAUGAUUAAAUCGAUUUACUAAUCCACCCGACCAAACAAAAUUUUCACCGGGGCAAACAUCCUGUUUACUAGACACAUUGGUUUUCUAACAAUUUAACAUCCUAAAACGGGAAUGACCGCAAGUUAGAGGUCGACAUCACAACCCCACGACGACAUGGCUCUUAACCCGUGCUACUGUGGGAUCUCUAUGCAGAUGGCGUGCAAAAUUAUUGCGUUUGUUCAAAUGCUCAGCUGUACUUUCUCCCUGGUGACGGGAAUUCUUGGUUUGACGGGCAGCGGAAACGUUAUGGAACUCAGAGGCAAAGAGUAUGACGAGAAGGACGACUUAUUAGACCCCGAUGUGGAACGUAUUGUUUGGUCGAUUGUGAUUGGCGUUGCGGGAGUAGGGCUGAUUUUGGCCAUUCUGCUUUUCCAAGCGGCUAGAAAGAAAAAACGACACGUCCUGUUCAUCUGGUUCUUUCUGAGGUGCAUCGUAAUUGUCAUGCUGUUCGUGAAAUUUGUCCACGAUUGUAUCCACGUCAGGUCGGGCGGGGUUUCCAGCCUGAUUGUGAGUGCGCUCAACAUAUUCCUCGACAUGUACUGCGCCUUCGUCGUGUGGUGCUAUUGGCAGGAGGUGAAAACCGGAGAAGGCGGGGGAACGGUAUAAAUAUCGAUAUUUUGAGGGAGAUGAGACAUCGAGAUUAUUCAAAGUUUCUCACGUCAGAAUAGUGCAUUGUUUUUUAGAAAAGUUAAAUAUUUUGCUGUUUAAUUUCUACUCUUUCGAUGUAAAUACUUACGUAUCCGUCAUAAAGUUGUUUAGUUAGGCUUAUGCAUGCUUACCUCGAUACUUGGGACAGCUGUUUAUGCACAUGCUCCUCAAACCAUUGAAAGAAUGAGAUCGCUAUUUGCAUCGAAGAAUGAGGAUGGUUUCCCGCAUCAACUAAGUUAUCGUUUGUACAUUAUUUUGCUUUGUUUAUUCAUUUUGUCAGUUUUAAGCGUCAAAAUUUUGACAAACAACACGUACGUACGAACAACUUCAUCGGUGAUGUGAAAGGAAAAGUUCAGUUGUGUGCUUGCGUACUUAACCAACAACUUUAUUUGACAAAUCUUUAAGGAAAAAUAAAUCAUUUGUUUAUUUAUUAAAUA